GCUGUAUUUGGCUUAUUUUUCACAGAGCUCAUCCUUUUUAUCGACAACUAAGCAUGGUGUUUUUUAGUACAUUUCACCUUGUGUAAAAACGUAAACAAUUCGGAAAAGAGGAAAAUGCCCUCGGAAAACAGAAUCAAAAUACUGCCAAAGGCGGUAGUUUGCGAGGAGAGCAACUUGCGCGGUGACAUCACUUUUUCUUCGGGAUGUGUAGUUCAUCCUAGUGCCACUGUUAUUGCCGAUGCAGGACCCAUAAUAAUUGGGGAAAACUGCAUCAUAGAGGAGUAUGCCACCAUAGCCCAUCGCUUAGAGCCGGGAGCUACUUGGGAUGCAAAUAAUAUCUUAAGCAUUGGAACCCAUAAUGUCUUUGAAGUGGGAUGUCAAGUAGAAGCUUCCCGAAUUGGCGACAAGAACGUAUUCGAAAGCAAGAGUUUUGUAGGCCGUGGAGUUACUGUUUCCAGUGGCUGUGUCGUGGGAGCAGGAAUUAAGAUCCAUACCAGUCAACGUUUGCCAGAAAACACCAUUGUUUAUGGCGAGCAAGGACUUCAGAGAGAGGCCAUCGAUAAGCAGGGAUCGCAAACGCUUCAGAUCGACUUCCUUCGCAAGGUUCUGCCGAAUUAUCACCAUCUCCGCAAACCCAACUAUGAUCCCAAGAAGGCACGCAGCGUUGUCUAGUUUAUAGUCUCUAUUUAAAACCUUAUGUAUUCUCCGCUUUUACCGAAUUAAAAUUAGUCAUCUCUUUUUCAAAA
Drosophila ficusphila is the source of this 746-nucleotide messenger RNA. RefSeq names its product dynactin subunit 6 (gene DCTN6-p27). The coding region runs from base 115 to 672 and encodes 185 amino acids. NCBI's taxonomy places the organism in Eukaryota, Metazoa, Arthropoda, Insecta, Diptera, Drosophilidae. The transcript has 2 exons. Gene Ontology annotation, biological process: mitotic spindle organization. The record is from RefSeq and is a predicted model, not a curated record. Gene Ontology annotation, cellular component: dynactin complex. Gene Ontology annotation, molecular function: dynein complex binding.